Messenger RNA from Erinaceus europaeus (western European hedgehog), 1894 nucleotides. It is a transcript of the gene ALDH7A1, whose product is annotated as aldehyde dehydrogenase 7 family member A1. Gene Ontology annotation, molecular function: aldehyde dehydrogenase (NAD+) activity. NCBI's taxonomy places the organism in Eukaryota, Metazoa, Chordata, Mammalia, Eulipotyphla, Erinaceidae. The coding region runs from base 58 to 1677 and encodes 539 amino acids. The transcript is spliced from 18 exons. The record is from RefSeq and is a predicted model, not a curated record.
GCUCUAUUUCAGCCGCUCGCCCUCCGCAGCGCCCAGCUCGCUAGGCCCGACCGCAUUAUGUGGCGCCUGCCCCGCCGGCUGUGCUUUCACGUUGUGCGGAAGAACCAUUUCUCCGCGCCUUGGGACCGGCCUGCCGCCUUCAUGUCCUCUCUGCUCAUCAAUCAGCCCCAGUACGCUUGGCUGAAGGAGCUGGGGCUCCGUGAGGAGAACGAGGGCGUGUACAAUGGAAGCUGGGGAGGCCGGGGAGAGGUUAUCACAACCUAUUGCCCUGCUAACAAUGAACCAAUAGCAAGAGUCCGACAGGCUAGCAUGGCUGACUAUGAAGAAACUAUGAAGAAAGCAAGAGAAGCUUGGAAAAUCUGGGCAGAUAUUCCUGCUCCAAAGAGAGGAGAAGUAGUGAGGCAGAUUGGUGAUGCCUUGCGGGAAAAGAUCCAAGUACUUGGAAGCCUGGUAUCUUUGGAGAUGGGGAAAAUCUUAGUGGAAGGUGUGGGAGAAGUUCAAGAGUACGUGGACAUUUGUGAUUAUGCUGUCGGCUUGUCGCGGAUGAUUGGGGGGCCCAUGUUACCUUCUGAAAGACCUGGCCAUGCACUCAUUGAACAGUGGAAUCCCGUAGGCUUGGUUGGUAUUAUCACUGCGUUCAACUUCCCUGUGGCGGUGUAUGGCUGGAACAACGCCAUCGCCAUGAUCUGUGGCAAUGUCUGCCUUUGGAAAGGAGCUCCAACAACUUCCCUUAUAAGUGUAGCUGUCACAAAGAUAAUUGCCAAGGUUCUGGAGGACAACAAGCUGCCUGGUGCAAUUUGUUCCUUGACUUGUGGUGGAGCAGAUAUUGGCAUUGCUAUGGCCAAAGAUGAGAGAGUGAACCUCCUGUCAUUCACUGGAAGCACUCACGUGGGAAAAAAGGUGGCCCUUAUGGUGCAAGAGAGGUUUGGGAGAAGUUUGUUAGAACUUGGAGGAAACAAUGCCAUCAUUGCGUUUGAGGAUGCAGACCUCAGCUUAGUCGUUCCAUCAGCUCUCUUCGCAGCCGUGGGGACAGCUGGCCAGAGGUGUACCACUGCAAGGCGACUGUUUUUACAUGAAAGCAUCCAUGAUGAUGUUGUAAAUAGACUUCAAAAGGCCUAUGCACAGAUUCGUGUCGGGAACCCAUGGGAUUCCAAUGUUCUGUACGGACCACUCCACACCAAACAGGCAGUGAGCAUGUUUCUUGGAGCAGUGGAAGAAGCAAAGAAAGAAGGUGGCACAGUGGUCUAUGGUGGCAAGGCUAUGGAUCGCCCCGGGAAUUAUGUUGAACCAACAAUUGUGACAGGUCUUGCCCACAACGCCACCAUUGCACACACAGAGACUUUUGCUCCAAUUCUUUAUGUCUUUAAAUUUAAGAAUGAAGAAGAGGUCUUUGCAUGGAAUAAUGAAGUUAAACAAGGACUUUCAAGUAGCAUCUUCACCAAGGAUUUGGGCAGAAUCUUCCGCUGGCUUGGACCAAAAGGAUCAGACUGUGGCAUUGUAAAUGUCAACAUUCCAACAAGUGGAGCUGAGAUUGGAGGUGCCUUUGGAGGAGAGAAGCACACUGGUGGAGGCAGGGAGUCUGGUAGCGAUGCCUGGAAACAGUACAUGAGGAGAUCCACUUGUACCAUCAACUACAGUAAGGAUCUUCCUCUGGCUCAAGGAAUCAAGUUUCAGUAAAAGUGCCUUAAAUAGACAUUACUUCAUGACAUUAGACAUUCCUUUUGUAGCUCUUUUUUUCAUAAGAAGACAAAAGAAAAUUAAUAUUUGAUCUGAAUAAAUGCAUCAUCAUGUUGAAUAUGACAAUGACUAAUUCAUUAUGUCCUGGAAAUCCUGACUAAAUCAAGAGACUCAUUUAAAAAUAAGUUAAAAAUAAAAUUGCUGUGAUAUAGUUAUA